Porites evermanni is the source of this 9201-nucleotide messenger RNA. The record is from the annotation of a GenBank genome assembly. Lineage: Eukaryota; Metazoa; Cnidaria; Anthozoa; Scleractinia; Poritidae.
GGUCUUGACUCUCUUUUGUUCAAUCUGCUGAUCCUUGGUGUUUUGAAGAGCGGUAGUGGUCAGGUCUGGAGACGUAGACUGUCUGAUUUGUAUGUGAUUGAACUAACCACGGGACCAACACAAGGGAACAACGAAAUCCUUCAACGGCAAUUGAAGACCUCUAAGGUAAGCUGCCGUCCAGAAAACGUAUUCGUCAUCAGUACGGUGCAACUGCUCUUGUAAAAGACUAUGAGUUUUAUCCUACUGUAUUUGUAUCCUCUUUGCACAGAUUUUAUAUCACUUCCUAGGAGGCAACCUGCCUCGGGUGCUUUUUUAUUUUGUUUUGCUUUUUUGCCUUCUCUCAAUUCAUUUCUUUAGUUUGGUGGUGCAUUAAUAAGCAAAGGAUUUAAUGAACACAGCGGUUUUUAGUUUGUACGUCAUGUUUCUGAUGCUACAAGACGAUUUUGGCGUUGUUUGGUGAAACCAGUGCAAAAUUCUGUUGGAACGCGACUCAUGAAUAGCAAGUUAACCUGGAAAUGAGAGUCGAUUACGAUCUAUCUUAGACCACUCCAGACACUGAUUCUGAAAGUGAGAAAAGGCUGAAAUAAAAGGUAAAAAGGUUAUUUUUGGAAGGCGUUGACACCAUGAAUUAUCUACUCCGUAGCGUGUGGACUCUAGAAAAGGCAAAGCAGAACCUUUUUACAGGCUGCUUCCGACUAUUGAAUGUGGAACACCAAUACAAACAUUAAAGAAGUUAAGGACACAAGAAAUGGGUAAGCGAAAACAUUCAUUAAAUACUCUUUAUACUUUUUUUUUGUUCGCGAUGUCAUCGAGCUGAUGAGUGACUUUGCAUUAGAGCACAAUCCCACGUUCGAACAUGUUUUUAGCAGACCUGUACGCACAGACUCAAACGCUAGAAAAAGUUGGUUGGACUGAGAAAUUGUGCUGGCGUUUUCCAUCGUUAAUUGACAGCAGCAUUUUUUUCUUCGUUUGACCAAUGUUCUAUAAGUGCGCGAUUUUUCAAUAUCUUUUUAGUUGGCCAUCUGGUGGUAAGCGAGAGUAUUAUUUCAUUCUUUGCGAUGAAUAUUGCCAUUUAAACAUGCCCCUUUAGUGUUAAACAUUAAAGUAACUUAAUUUUGAAAGUGUAAAUUGCAUUAAUACUAAAUGGCUUGUAAGGAUUUUGUUUCUAAUAUGUUGAUUGUUUUCACAAGAAAGGAGGCAGCUAAUGUGCAUGUCUAUUGAGAUGUUUUUUAUUCUUUGAAAUUUUAGAUGACAGUCGCAACCCUCUAUUCGACAAUGCUGAAUUUAGAAGCUCAUAUGUUCAACGGGCGUUUCAGUAUCUUAAGUUUUGGGAGUCAGCAAGAGAGAACCUGAAUCAGUUCUGGUUUAUACCUAGUCAGGUGAUGGGUGACCAUGCAGAGUGUAUAGAAACGCUUGUAAGGUACAUUGUAUUUCAGAGACUUCCGAUUCGUGGAGCAAUGAAGGUGGUUAAAUUGUCUUUUAUUGUCACCGCUUGGUACAUUACCAUUUAAAACCAAAUGAAAUGCUUUUUAUGCUAGAGAUUUAACAACAGCCUUAAAGUUUUUAUAGGUGGAAUUCAUGAGUUUUAUUAAGCUUGGUAAGCAGCUAAUGGCAGGAGUACAUUCCGUUUAUUCUUGUCUUGAAACGGUGCUUGGAUGUGCAUUAGGAUUUAAUUGUGUCAGUGGCUCAUCAAUUUAGCCGGCAGAAUUUUAGUCUUUUGUCAACCUUGCUCUUCUUCAAUUACGUGAUGCCUUUUCUCCUAUUUUUCGUUUUUGCACGGGACACAACUACUAGUAAAAGGGGAAGUCAGUCGUUCUUUACUUAUUUUCUUUUAGAAAUUGCGGUGUUGAGGACCCUUCAUGGGCUGAACUCCGUCACUUUGUGAACUUCCUAAAUUCUCAGCUCCAAGCUUGCGAGGAAAGUACGUUUUGUAACAUGGAACUUGUGNAAAUUUAAAAAAGUUCGCUAUUUAUUUUCAUAGGUAAAGAGUGGUCUUGACUCUCUUUUGUUCAAUCUGCUGAUCCUUGGUGUUUUGAAGAGCGGUAGUGGUCAGGUCUGGAGACGUAGACUAUCUGAUCUGUAUUUGAUUGAACUAACCACGGGACCAACACAAGGGGACAACGAAAUCCUUCAACGGCAAUUGAAGACCCCUAAGGUAAGUUGCCGUCCAGAAAACGUAUUCGUCAUCAGUACGGUGCAAGUGCUCUUGUAAAAGACUAUGCGUUUUUUCCUACUGUAUUUGUAGCCUCUUUGCACAGAUUUUAUAUCACUUUCUAGGAGGCAACCUGCCUCGGGUGCUUUUUAUUUUGUUUUACUUUUUUUCCUCCUCUCAAUUCGUUUCUUUAGUUUGGUGGUGCAUUAAUAAGCAAAGGAUUUAAUGUACACAGCGGUUUUCAGUUUAUACGUCAUGUUUCGGAUGCUACAAGACGAUUUUGACGUUGUUUGGUCAAACCAGUGCAAAAUUCUGUUGGAACGCGCCUCAUGAAUAGCAAGUUAACCUCGAAAUGAGAGUCGAUUACGAUCUAUAUUAGACUACUCCAGACACUGAUUCUGAAAGUGAGGAAAAGCUGAAAUAAAAGGUAAAAAGGUUAUUUUUGGAAGGCGUUGACACCAUGAAUUAUCUACUCCGUAGCGUGUGGACUCUAGAAAAGGCAAAGCAGAACCUUUUUACAGGCUGCUUCCGACUAUUGAAUGUGGAACACCAAUACAAACAUUAAAGAAGUUAAGGACACAAGAAAUGGGUAAGCGAAAACAUUCAUUAAAUACUCUUUAUACUUUUUUUUUUGUUCGCGAAGUCAUCGAGCUGAUGAGUGACUUUGCAUUAGAGCACAGUCCCACGUUCGAACAUGUUUUUAGCAGACCUGUACGCACAGACUCAAACUCUAGAAAAAGUUGGUUGGACUGAAAAAUUGUGCUGGCGUUUUCCAUCGUUAAUUGACAGCAGCAUUUUUUUCUUCGUUUGACCAAUGUUCUAUAACUGCGCGAUUUUUCAAUAUCUUUUUAGUUCGCCAUCUGGUGGUAAGCGAGAGUAUUAUUUUAUUCUUUGCGAUGAAUAUUGCCAUUUAAACAUGCCCCUUUAGUGUUAAACAUUAAAGUUACUUAAUUUUGAAAGUGUAAAUUGCAUUAAUACUAAAUAGCUUGAAAGGAUUUUGUUUCUAAUAUGUUGAUUGUUUUCACAAGAAAGGGGGCAGGUAAUGUGCAUGUCUAUUGAGAUGUUUUUUAUUCUUUGAAAUUUUAGAUGACAGUCGCAACCCUCUAUUCGACAAUGCUGAAUUUAAAAGCUCGUAUGUUCAACGGGCGUUUCAGUAUCUUAAGUUUUGGGAGUCAGCAAGAGAGAACCUGAAUCAGUUCUGGUUUAUACCUAGUCAGGUGAUGGGUGACCAUGCAGAGUGUAUAGAAACGCUUGUAAGGUACAUUGUAUUUCAGAGACUUCCGAUUCGUGGAGCAAUGAAGGUGGUUAAAUUGUCUUUUAUUGUCACCGCUUGGUACAUUACCAUUUAAAACCAAAUGAAAUGCUUUUUAUGCUAGAGAUUUAACAACAGCCUUAAAGUUUUUAUAGGUGGAAUUCAUGAGUUUUAUUAAGCUUGGUAAGCAGCUAAUGGCAGGAGUACAUUCCGUUUAUUCUUGUCUUGAAACGGUGCUUGGAUGUGCAUUAGGAUUUAAUUGUGUCAGUGGCUCAUCAAUUUAGCCGGCAGAAUUUUAGUCUUUUGUCAACCUUGCUCUUCUUCAAUUACGUGAUGCCUUUUCUCCUAUUUUUCGUUUUUGCACGGGACACAACUACUAGUAAAAGGGGAAGUCAGUCGUUCUUUACUUAUUUUCUUUUAGAAAUUGCGGUGUUGAGGACCCUUCAUGGGCUGAACUCCGUCACUUUGUGAACUUCCUAAAUUCUCAGCUCCAAGCUUGCGAGGAAAGUACGUUUUGUAACAUGGAACUUGUGGGAGACACCCUUGAGGGAUUUAGAAGCUUUGUGGUCCAAUUUAUGAUCCUUAUGUCACGGGUAAGAAGAAUGUAAAAGGUGGCCAUGACGCAGUAAUGUUACUGGCACAAUAGAGAAGAGAGGUGUGACGUCACAAAAAUUAAAAUUUGUAAAAAUUAUGGGAUAGGUUGGCAUAUUCAGAAAGAGCGAGAUGAAAAAUGUCCACUCGCUAAAAAUCAACCUGUUAGUGCAAAUUGGUGGGGAGAUAUAAGCAACGUUACGUUCUGAUGACUCCAUACAAAUCCUUGUACAAUUAGCUUGGAUCGUAACGUUAGCGAUCCGGGCCUAUUUAAGAAGGAUUAAUGUGGAGUCAUCAGAACAUACAGUGCUUAUAUCUUUCCACCAAUCUGCGUUAACAGGCUGAUUUUUAGCAAGUGGACAUUUUUCACCUUGUUCUUUCUGGAUAUGCCAACCUAUCCCAUCAUUUCACAAACCUUAAUUUUUGUGACGACAUCACUUCUUUCUUCAUUCCGAGUCGCUAACCACCACCCUUGUAGGUACUGUGUGUAUUCCUGAGGGAAAUACGGACACCCCGUUAAUACGGACACUAGGCUGAUUUAGCAACAGAACGGGAACGUCAUUUGACGACGGGAAAGCGCGCGAAAACGACUAAACUCUAGUUCUGAUGUCCAAUUUGUCGCUCUGCCAUUGGUCAAGCCAGUUGUUUGAUUUACGCGCGCCGUCGUCAACUGACAUUCCCGUUCUGUUGCUAAAUCAGCCUAUUUUCUACUACCCCUUCAGUGUCCGUAUCAAUGGGGUUUGACUGUAAUUGCUGCUUACUUAAUGAUCGAUGAUCUCCGUGAUCAAAAGAAAUAACUCUUCAACUACCGUAGCGUUCGCAUCGAUCGUUGUGAACAUAUAAAGCCGAGCAAACCUCGCAAAUGAAUGUCUCUAUUUCCUUCCCAAUGGUAUUAAUACCCUUCAUAACGUUUGGAGCGGUAAUAUUCGCGUUCCUUAAAGUGACUGCUGUUUUUCAAAGGAUUUUGCUACGCCAUCUCUGAACUGUUGUGAUAGACCUGUCGAAGCCCGUGUUGAACGCGAUGACGAUGGUGCCGAUGAUGACGAACAAGAUACAGCUGUCGUUCAGUUGUCUUUGAGAAGACACUGGGAAACCAGGUAUGAUGUUACGCCAUGUGGUAUCUUGCCACGUUCGGUUUCGUGUUUCACACCUAAAUUUUGAGUUAUGUGCAGUUCGCAAAAUGAUAAGAGUUCAUCAUUUCCACAUUAAAGCUAACGUCCUUUGUAAACCAUGAAGUUUGUGUCUAAGUCAAAUUCAUGGAAAAUAGGUGCACUUUUUGCUAAAAUUUAAACACGUUUAAAGGCAAAUUGAAUUUCUCCUUCUGUUUUUGUAAACUUAAUUCCUUCUUUCUGUGAUUGUCUUUUAUAAGUGUGUUCAUGGAUUUCAUUGUUUUAAUACAGUUCACACCCCUACAUAUUCUUUAAUCAAGAUGGCAUUACCAUGACGUUUGUUGGCUUCCAUAUUGACCGAGAUGGCAAUUUAAUUGAUCCAGACAGCGGCGACCUCAUCCAGCCUAAUUUAAUGUCAAGGCACUUGCGCACUGGUCUGUUUGUCCAAAAGGUUGACAUGGAAACCAAUUACGAAUCUUGGGGAAAGUAAGUAAUAUAUUUCUUCUGUGAUUUAAUUUUGUAGAUCUAGAUUAUUCUACGCUUCCAUUUUGGCGUGGUAUCGUUGCAAGAUGUGAUAAGGUUCAUACGCUGUGUUUUAUUGCACACAGGGGAGACAAAAUCGAGAAGCUUUGUGGAGUGAUGGGUGUUGAAUGGCCCUAUGAUCCGGAUGACGCCUACGAGCUCACCACAGACAACUUUAAGAAAAUUCUGGCCAUCCAUAUGCGUUUUAGGUAGGGUGAAAAGUUUAGAAUUAGAGAUGAUUUUUACCAGUAACUUCACACCAGUGAAACACCAUUUGAAUGUACGAGCACAAAAAUCAUCACUUGCCCCUCACCCCUUCCUCGUUAUUCCUCCGAGGUGGUCAAAUCACCAAAAUGAGAUAGUCUUCCCUACUCACAAACCAUUUGAUCAAAAUUUAAUUUUUCUCCUCCUUCUCUACCACCUGAAUUUUAUUGUCUUCCUUCCUCCUUCAUCACAGACCGUCACAGUGUAAGUGUCGUCCUUACUUUUCCGCUAUCAGUACCACAGUUUAGGUCUCCUCCUUUCUUCUCCACAAUAACCAACGCCAUUUCAUUGUCGCCCUUCCUCGGCCUUUGACAUCCCCACAAUUUUUUUUGUCGUCCAUCCUCUUCGACUAAAACGCCACAAUAUUAUUGUUGUCUUUCCUCGACCACCACAUCGCAACAACUUUAUUGUCGUCAUCAUCCCUUCACCAGUUUUAUAGUCCUUCUUCUUCCUCCACACCAGCGCCACAAUUUUAUCGUCUUCCCUCCUUCUCCUCUAGAGCACCAUAAUUUUUCUGUCAUCCUUCUCCUCCACCACACCACCACAAUUUAAUCGUCCUCCACCACCACCUUCAAACUACCGCCUUUCCACCUCAACCACCCGCAUCACCACCAUCUCAGCUUGUUCAGGAGAGGUGAACAAUAGUUUGUGCCGUUUAGUUAACUUUAAUAGAACCCAGUUAUCUUUGCCUUUAAUAAGAAUAUAAAAAAAAAAUUCGGCGAAAGUUUCAUUUAAGCCAAUCCUAAUUUACUAAAGGAUCUUCCUUAGUAAUGUUUAUCUGUGAUCGUUUUAUGGCCGCCUUAAACCACUGAAUAGGCCCAUAGAAAUUUUGUAGACUUGAAGUAGUGGGUAAGAGUGGGUAGACAAGUGUGUUCCUUCUUACAUAAUCUUCAACUCAUUCUACAGCUAGUAAAAGUGCUUAGUCCUGCUUGGGUGCUGUUGAUGCAGUCUCAAGUUUGGCCAGAGUCUUAGUCUAUUUUGUUUGUUUUUUUUUCUUUUUGCACUGAUUCAAAUGAAGAUGUGGUAUUCCUGUGGUGGUAAUGGGCGAGACGGGCUGUGGGAAAACCUGCCUUAUUCGGUACAUGUGUGGCUUACAGUCAGGACCCGGAGGACCAAAAAACAUGCUGCUUAUGAAGGUAGAUAUCUUUUUACUGUUAUUUAUAUAUGGUUGCGUGUGUGCAUGGGGGAGGGGGGGAGGGGUGGGGUACGGGUCCAGGGAGAUUCCUUAUGUUUUUUUCUUCUUCUUUACUGUUCCUUUUUCGUUUGGCCGGGAACGCAGACGUAUUUUCGGUUGUCGCUUUUGUCCGCCCGAACAGUGACAUCUGCGAGCCUGAGCCGCCAAAGGAUUUCUGUGAUGUAAUACCUUUUGUUUUGUUGAUUACCACUGAGAUAAAAGAAUAGAGUUACAGGUUGAGUGACUCCUGCACGUCCUCGCGCGCUGGCGUGUCUAGGAAUUUGGCGAGAGUUUUAAUACGCUUUGGGCCGUAAAUUUUGUGACCACGACCGAAACGUUCUGAUAUCAACAUUUACGAAUGUGAAUCAGUGAUGCUUUCUUUGUAGAGAAACGUAUCCUAAAGCUAUGGAGAAAAUCUGUCACUUCGGUGCUCAAUAAUCGUUACAAUGAAAAGAAAAAUAAUGUGAUCUCGCGUGCGGACUCGCAUCUAUCUUACCGUUAUAGAAAGUACAAAACAAAACUUCUUUUUUCGUUUGAAACAAAAAAGGAACAAAUGGCGAUUAACAUUGGUACGAGGUAAACGAACGACUUUUCGUCACCAGAAUAUUCCCUUGUGAUGAAAACAACAAGAGCUUAUCAAUCUUGAUUUUCUAAACGCCAGAGGCAAAUAGACGAAAUAUCCCUCUUCUCUUCUUCAAUAUAUUUUAUGGAAUCAUCCUUGUGUUUAUCUCAUCUAUAAACUUUCGUUAACGCUCCAUAAUCUUCCGUUGCUGUUACGACUUGAAGGUAUUGCAGACACAUGUGGAUCAACGCGCACCAAUGCGUUUGACAGCUAACCUGUGAGUGACUUUAAUUUCUACGUGACAGAAAAAGUUUGGCGGCUUGGACUCGCAGACGUUACGUUUUCGGUGUAGAGAAGCAACAACCAGAAAAACCUCAACGUUCCCACGCUUUUUUCGACUUUUUUUUUUACUAAAGUGAGGGAAUUGUUUGACCCAACUCAAUAAAACUCACCGAGCUGAUCAACGUGGCUCGUACGAUAAUGGACUACUUGAAAGAUGGAUACGAACAAAAAUUGCACGUGAAAAUAUUUCUCUGAUUGGCCGAAAAUAUUUCUCUGAUUACUGAAAAAUCUCUGAUCAAUAUGCUAUUCUCUUUUAUUUAAGAACGUAAGACCGUAGUUCUGAAAGCCAAAUGCGAAAUAGACCCGAUUCGUAAACAAACAGGGCUUGUUUCUAUUUCGGCUUUUUCCUAACUUACUUCGUCCAGAAAUUCCGCCACUUCUUGAUUAGUUGUUAGACAGGAUUAGUAAGGAACAUAUAAAAUAUACAACUGACGCCUUUUUAUUGUUCCUUUCCGUUGUGAUGUUCAGUAUCUUGUUCUUGGCAUUUUAGGAAUUAAAAAGAUUAGUGAACAGUCAGCAAUUCUAGUUGAAUUAUGUGUUGACAGGUUCAUGGAGGUACAUCCUACAAAGAUAUUGAGAAGAAAGUAGAACAGGCUGAGGCUAUGGCCAGAGUGAACGAAGGCCUUAACAUGGAUACAGUGCUGUUCUUUGAUGAAGCCAACACAACAGAUGCUCUAGGGAUGAUCAAAGAGGUCAUGGUGGAUCGCAGAAUCAAUGGCAGAAAAAUCGGAGUUGGGCUCAAAAGAUUGCAGUUCAUUGCAGCAUGUAAUCCUUACAGAAAGUAAGUGUACAACUCCUUAGCUAUUCGAUCCUCUUACUUUUAGUAAAUAUACUAUUAAUAACCAAAGGUUACGGAGUGCGGGCGACAACGAUCGAAGGUCAAAGCGUUUUUGCUCUAUCGCUGUGCUUUGGGUAAGUUUCACUUGACAGAUAUUCAAAACAGGCGUGUUAGAAGUGAUAGAAGCUCCAAACGCGCGUGAUCAAAUUAUGUUCUCUGCAUUCUAUUCAGUCUUAGUAGAAGUCCAAAUAAAUGCUGACUACAUACGUGCGACGCAUGCGUAAUACCAACCUGGAGAUUAGGAUUGCUGGCUCCUCUUGUCGCCCGCAACAAAUUAAUCCAUCUGUUUUUUAUCAUGUAGACAUACAGAUGAAAUGAUCCAUAAACUAGAAUCAGCUGGCUUGGGUUACCAUGUUGCAACUCAAGAAACACAAGAUCGGCUUGGUAAGACAUAA